CUCAGAUUCCCACGACCCCUCCUCCACACACACACACACACACACACACACGCUGAAGAACGGGCUGCAGGAGCACAGCAAACAGCACGGAAGAGACAGAGGCAGAGCAGCGCUGCACCACUUUUAUUUACAAUAAAAGCCACAUUUCAGGCUCUGCUGUUGCGCAUCGCUCUGACUCACGCUGAAAGAGCCAGGAGAGGACAGAGAUCUUACUGGAGACACUGGGACAAAGUGUGGAUUAUCCGUGGAUCAAAGUGAAGGAGUGGGAGGAAUAACACAACUCGGGAUUAUGUAUUCUGAUGAUGAUCCGGAGCCAGUUUCUGCCUCAGAUUUACGCCCAAAACCAGUCUGAAGCCAGAGGAUGACAGCUGCAAGUCCUGCCUGCAGCCCCGCCUCCUCCCACUCAUCACCUGCUUGCCUCCCAGCAUGCCACAGACACCUGAGGAAGGGCAAAGCCCUCCAAACCAAGCUGCGCUUGAGCUCCGCCCCUGGCAUGUGGCUGCUGCUGGGAGCGCUGGUGGUGCUGGUGGGGAUGAGCGUAGCAGUGGCGGGCUACGUUUCUGCAGCACCAAAGCCAGCGGGCGGACGCAGCAGCACCCAUGUUGAGAGGAUGAAGCUGGCCGGCCCCGUGGUCAUGGGGGUGGGGCUCUUCAUCUUCAUCUGCGCCGCCACGCUGCUUUAUGAGAACCGGGACCGGGAGGACCUCAGACAAGACACACCUGACGACUUGGAGGACCUGAAGGGGGGGAGCUGCUGGGAAGAUUCGCAGGAGCAGUGGGAGCACACAGAUGGGGAGGAGACCUCCUGGGCCACUCCAGCUCACCCACUCCCCCUCUCAAGCCAGAGCCCCCCGUUUCCUCCGUCUCCCUCCAACAAGCACAACAUCAGCAGCAAAGCGCCUCCUCCUGAUGCAGGAGCCACAAACGAAGAGGAAGCAGAUGCAACUAAGGAGGAGAAGAAAGGAAAGUCUGUCCUCCUCACCCGAGUCCUGCACCACCAGGAGCCCACUCCUCACACCCCCUCCCCCUGUCCUUCCAGCUCUCACGACUCUGUCCACUCAGACUCAUGCAACUCCAGUGAAAUCAACUUUAACGUAAGGACAGAUUCUGAACCUCCUCAGAACUGACUCGUAAACAAGCACACAAGUCUAUGCAUUCCUGAAUAAAGAGAUUACAUAUC
Messenger RNA from Nothobranchius furzeri (turquoise killifish), 1179 nucleotides. RefSeq lists its product as uncharacterized. NCBI's taxonomy places the organism in Eukaryota, Metazoa, Chordata, Actinopteri, Cyprinodontiformes, Nothobranchiidae. The record is from RefSeq and is a predicted model, not a curated record.